Molecule: messenger RNA, 309 nt
Organism: Fraxinus pennsylvanica
Lineage: Eukaryota; Viridiplantae; Streptophyta; Magnoliopsida; Lamiales; Oleaceae
Source: the annotation of a GenBank genome assembly
AUGUUAAAUUUGGGCAGCGAGAAAAUUAUGCCCCUGUUAUGCGAAAAGGGUCUUGUCGAUGAGGCUUAUUGUGUGUAUCAAAAGAUAAGAAGAUUGCCUGCUACUCAGAGUUGUAAUGCAAUUUUAGAUGGGUUUCUUAAGGCGGGAUGGGUUGAAUUCAUGUGGGAAGUUUAUGGACGAAUGGUGUCAAAUGGCAUGUUGCCUAUCGAUGUAAGCUACGGGAUAUUAAUUGAUGCUUGUUGUGAUCUGGGGGAUAAUGCGAGAGCGAAGGUAUUGUUUGACGAGAUGGUUGAAAAGGGGUUGUUGUGA